Molecule: messenger RNA, 1765 nt
Organism: Phlebotomus argentipes
Lineage: Eukaryota; Metazoa; Arthropoda; Insecta; Diptera; Psychodidae
Product: cytochrome P450 6j1-like
Exons: 4
Coding region: 208-1731 (507 amino acids)
Molecular function (GO): monooxygenase activity; heme binding; iron ion binding
Source: RefSeq, a predicted model, not a curated record
UCAGUAUUUGGAAGACUUUGUAGUGGAUCAGACAGAGUUUCGGUGGCCUCUUGCCCUUGAAUACGUCUAAGUGUUGAUACAAUUCGUGAGACUUCCCUGACCUCAACGAUUGCCAGCGUAUUUUAGAACUCCGUCAGCCGCGGAGAAGAUUAGAAAGUCUCAGUUUCACUCAGAUUCGCGGCGGAACUGGACAUCUUCCGCAGUGCGAUGCUUCCUUACAUCCUUCUGUCGGCCAUCGUGGCCAUUUAUCUCUACUUCAAGUGGCACCUGAGCUUCUUCGAGCGCCGCGGAAUCGCAGGACCAAAACCCUUGCCCUUCAUCGGCAACAUGUGGGAUUAUGUAACGGGAAAGAAGCACUUUGGGCACGUCUUUGGCGAUAUUUAUCGAUCCUAUCCGAAUGCCAAUUAUGUGGGAAUCUAUAAAAUGCACAAACCCGCAGUUCUUGUGAAGGAUUUAGAUUUGGUGAAAGACGUUAUAGUUGGAGAUUUCUCCUCAUUCCACGAUAAUGACUUUACUGUAAAUCCGAAAUUGGAUCCACUGUUGAGUAUAAAUCCAUUCUUUGCUUCUGGGGAAGAUUGGAAAAAUCUUCGUGCUCAAAUAUCGCCCAUCUUCACCUUCUCAAAAGUCAAAGCAUGCUUUCCGAUCAUGAACGGAGUUUGCAACACUCUCGUUGAUUGGAUUAAAAACGGCCCCAAAGCAGGAAAUUCAGAUGGAAUAGAAGUGAAAUCGCUCGGCGAAAUGUACACAAUGGACGUAGUCGCUUCUGCUGCCUUUGGCGUUGAAGCGCAGAGUUUCACAUCUGUAAUUACACCCUUUCGCGAAUUACUUUUGGAUAUGAUCAGCCCAACAGUUUGGAACUCGAUAAAGAUGUUUUUUAUACGCUUUCAACCUCAAUUGGUACCGAUAUUAGGCAUUCCUCUCGUCUCUAAGAAGCACAGCGAUUGGGUUCGAUCUUUCGUUGAUAAAGUUAUACAGAGAAGGAAAGACUUGGGUGAAAAACGACAAGAUUUGUUGCAGAACUUCCUGGAUCUGCUAAAAAAGACUGAGAAUGGAAAUUUGGCAAAAUACUCUAAGGAUUUGAUUGCUGGACAGUCUCUUUUAUUCCUGACCGAAGGAACAGAAACCUCAAGCAUGUUGAUCAGCUUCGCUCUAUAUCAAUUGGCUCGAAAUCCUGACAUUGCGAAGAGAGCGCAAGAAGAAGUGGAUUCCGUUUACGAGCGUCACGGCGGAAAACUCACCGAAGAAGGCGUCACAGAGAUGGAAUAUCUGGAGCAGAUCCUAUUCGAAACCCUGCGACUUCACUCCGUUAUAUUUAUAAUGGCAAGAGUGGCCAGCAGAGAUUACAUUUUUCCACCGCAAUUUCCUGGAUCUUCUGAACGUCUCGUCAUUCCAAAAGGAACGAUCGUUGUUAUUCCAGUGAAUGCAAUUCAUUACGAUUCUGCAUACCAUCCGGAUCCGUAUACUUUCAAUCCCGACCGAUUCUCUGAAGAAGGACGAAAGGAGCGCAAUCGAUACACUUUUAUGGGAUUCGGCGAAGGACCUCGAAUUUGUAUUGGACAGAAAUUCGGUCUCUUUCAAGUCAAGGCAGCAAUUUCAUCUAUUCUUCGUAACUUCAACAUUUCGCUGAACAAGAAAACUCGCGAGCCUCUUCAGAUUUCGAAGAAAUCCUUCUUGCCAGUGGCUGAAGGUGGAAUUUGGGUAAACUUUUCCGAGAGAAACAUAGUUAAAUAACUAAUCAAAUACACGAAAAUGUCAAUUUUGAGUG